Messenger RNA from Pedinophyceae sp. YPF-701, 1116 nucleotides. Lineage: Eukaryota; Viridiplantae; Chlorophyta; Pedinophyceae. The record is from the annotation of a GenBank genome assembly.
AUGGCUUCGGCAACAGGCCGUCAGAGCGGCUCGCUCGACGUUGGCGCCUCGGUCGAUGACUUCCCCGCCGAGAGCGAGAGCUUGCUCGGACGGCUGCACGAGAGCGCCUCCGCUGCAGCGGCCGCGGACGAGGACGCCGGCGGCUCGCAAGACAGCGCCGGUGCUGUCGCGGAUGACAUUGGCAUCAUGCUACACCCCGUCCCGCUCGACCCGGGCCUGUACCUCGUCGCCACGCCCAUCGGCAACAUGGAAGACAUCACCCUCCGCGCCCUCAAGACGCUCGCGGCGGCAGACAUCGUGCUCUGCGAGGACACGCGCACGACGCGGGUCCUGCUGGGCAGAUAUGGCAUUCGCGCCGAGCGCCUCUUGAGCUAUCACGAGCACAACCGCGCCCAGCGUGGAGACCAGGUCCUCCGCGAGCUGCGCGCCGGCAGAUCCGUCGCGCUCGUCAGCGACGCCGGCACGCCGGGCGUGAGCGACCCGGGCGCCGACCUUGCGGCAUCGGCGGCGGGCGCCGGGGUGCCUGUGGUGCCUGUGCCCGGGGCGUGCGCGGCGGUGUCCGCGCUCGUGGCGUCGGGCCUCCCCACGGACGAGUUCACGUUCGUCGGGUUUCUGCCGAAGAAGGCGGGCCAGCGCGCGAGCCGGUUGCGGGAUCUGCGGGCCUACGGGGGGACUCUCGUGUUCUACGUCUCCCCGCACAACGCGGCCGCGGUGCUCGAGGACGCGGCGAGGGAGCUCGGCGAGGCACGGAGGUGCUGCCUGGCGCGCGAACUCACCAAGAAAUUCGAGGAGCACGUUCGCGGGAGCCUCGGUGCGCUCGCCGCGCGCAUUGCGGCGGACCCAGAGCGGCCGCGCGGCGAGCUGACGCUCUGCAUCGAGGGCUGCAGCGCGGACGAGGCCGAGCGGCUGCGCAUCGCGGCGGCGGCGGCGGCCGGCGGCGUCGCGCCCGGCGGGGAGGAGGGGGGUUUGGAGGAUCUGAUACGAGGAGGGUUGGCGGCCGGGAGGGGGGUGUCGGAGGUGGCGAAGGACGUGAGCAAGCAGACGGGGGUGCGCAAGAAGCAGGUGUACGCGCUGGCGCUGAAGUUGGCGCAGACGGAACCCCACGGGACGCAGUAA